Molecule: messenger RNA, 3709 nt
Organism: Hypomesus transpacificus
Lineage: Eukaryota; Metazoa; Chordata; Actinopteri; Osmeriformes; Osmeridae
Gene: mlec
Product: malectin
Exons: 6
Coding region: 177-1043 (288 amino acids)
Cellular component (GO): membrane
Molecular function (GO): carbohydrate binding
Source: RefSeq, a predicted model, not a curated record
UCACCAGCCGCUCCAGCAGCUUUCUAUGCACAUUGUAUGAAGUCAACGUCAGUCAACCGCAUUUGCUGUCAACGAUUUCUGCACUUUAGAUUGUAGAAGAUUGUAUAUACAUUUGCAGGACUAGGCAACAGAGUCAUCGGACCAACUGGUGUGUGAUUGCUUGUCCAAAGCAGUGUAUGGCAAUGCGGCGGGUCACGGUGCCAUUGGUCGCCGGGCUGGUCGCGGCAGUGGUGUCGCUGCUGGCUGAACAGUGUUGGGCCAACAGUGGGGGCCCUAGUCUAGCUGAACGAGUUAUUUGGGCAGUAAAUGCUGGCGGGGAAGCGCACACGGACAUGCAUGGCAUUAAUUACAAGAAAGAUCCUUUGGAAGGAAAGGUUGGGAAAGCUUCAGAUUAUGGGUUACGAUUGCCCAUACUACGCUCGAGUCCAGAAGACCAGGUUCUCUAUCAGACAGAGCGCUACAAUGAGGAUACAUUUGGAUAUGAGGUGCCAAUAAGAGAGGAAGGGGACUAUAUACUUGUCAUGAAGUAUUCAGAGGUGUACUUUGCCCAGUCUCAACAGAAGGUAUUUGAUGUUCGUCUCAAUGGCCAUACGGUGGUGAAAGACCUGGAUAUAUUUGAGAGGGUGGGUCACAGUACAGCUCAUGACGAGAUAGUCUCCUUCUCCAUACACCGUGGAAAGUUGAGUGUUCAGGGGGGGGUGUCCACCUUCAAUGGCAAGCUCAAUGUGGAGUUUGUCAAGGGUUAUUAUGAUAACCCCAAGGUCUGUGCUCUCUACGUGAUGAAGGGCACAUUGGAGGAUGUACCAAAAUUGCAACCUCACCCUGGGCUGGGAAAACGUGAAGAGGAGGAGGAAGAGGAGGAAGAACCCGAGGGAGGAGAGGAGGGCGGUAAGAAGACUGCCUCAGCAGCUCCUAAGUACAGGGUCCAGUCAGGCCCCCGAACACCGAACCCAUAUGCUGCUGAUAACAGCAGCCUCAUGUUCCCUAUCCUGGUGGCGUUCGGGGUGUUUAUACCCACACUCUUCUGCCUUUGUCGACUGUGAGAACAUGAGAUGGAGGGGACAACAGGGGAGCCUGAUGGACAUGAGACUGUGAAGAUUGGGGAGGGGGUGGGGGGGCCGGGGCCGGGGUCAAAACGAUGGUAGACACAGGAAAAGGCACGCAGACAAGAAAGAACAGAAGAUCCAUGGGACGAAUCUUUGUGACAGAGGACAAAUGAGAGACAACUAAAAUGGAUUGCAGGGCAGACUGACUAUGGAAUGCCUUCCGCACUGAUUGAAAGUUUGCGUAGAGAGAAGACGAUGAAGAGUUCAUGUAUGUGUGUGUUUUACAUCUAGCACUCUGUUUGAACAUGUUAUAUUUUACCGAACACAAGACAUGAGUUUGGACUCCUCAACCUAGGACAGGAUUAAAACAGCAUCCCUGUGCUAAGGUUGAUGAGUAGUUAAUGAGCAACUGGCCACAGUCCCUACUCUACAAACACAUAUGGUUUGAUUUUUGUGCAUUUCAAUUUGAUUGGGUGUGGUUUAAUUGCAAAGAAAGAAAAGCUGCUAUUCUGAUGUACAGUAGAUGCACUCAGCAUUUGGUUGAAUAUUUUUCUGUAGGUGAUGACACCCCAAAAAUGAUAGAUUUUUCUCUUUUUUUAUGUAAAGGUUGGGAAUUCAUUUUGCUGGAGAAAGUUAUGUAAUGUAAGCUGUUGGUGGACAUGGGAUAAACAGUUGCCAAUUUGGUAGGAUAGUAUUCAGUUUUUUGCCCUCAGACAUUCUAGUAUUGUAGAAAGAUAAAUUGAUACAGAUACUAUGCCAUUAUAUCAGGAGUCAUUGAAAAUAAUAUGACUUGCUGAUGAUUUCAACAAUGACUUAUAUUUGCCUCACAGUCAUGUCUUUGCAUUUAUGGACUACUUACACUUUUAUUACAAGCUAAUUUAGCAUUCUCAGAAAUCUAUAUAAACAAUUUGCUUUAGAUAUUCAUUAGUACCUCAAUAGGAGAAUCCUAUGAUAUUCUCUCAUUUCAGUGGUAGAACAUGCGGCUAAAUAACAGGUUAAAGAGAUAUGAAAUCCUUUUAAGGACAUGCCCUCUAACUGUAAUGCCUGUGUUUCUUCGAGACACAAUAACGUAACCAGUAUUGGUGGAUUGGUACAAAUUCCUUAUCUGAAUCCUGACAUAAAUUAUCUUAGAGACAAACAUUAGUCUGCUGUCAUGUUAAUUGCCUUUUUGACUCACUACAACUGUGCAUGCCUUAUUUUAUUUCACCAAAGAGUGUUUUUGUUGCAUUUUAUUUCUUUACAAUACUUUGCCUACGUCACCAUUUAUAACACAUUGAUAUGCCUAUGUUUUUGCUGUAGUGAAUUUUCCUUUGAAGUCAGGCCAUUGGUGCUGUAGUGAAGAAAUAAUAGGUGAACAGGUGAGAGGAAAAAAAUCUAACAUUGUCAACCCACUCAGGUUUGUGUCAUGAGUAAAAACCAGAAAGGGCCCAAAUGUUUCUGUGUCAAAAGUAUUUCUGCUUGGAUGUGAAUCCGCAUUUUGAUCCCCAGCUGAUAAAAAAAUACAUAAAAACUUGGGACUUUUAAUUGUGUAUCUAUAUUUGCUAUGCACCAGUUUGUAGAAACUCCAAGGGCUUGUGCAAAAUGUGUUCAGUCCAGAAAUGUUAGUCUAGAUUUAGUUUAGGUUGGUGGUUUCGGCAGCCCUUCCUUAAUUUUUUAAUUGUUGUCUUAAAAGGUCAUUGAAAUUGACCUUUUUGUUUCCUCGUGGUAGGUCUGGAAGUCAGCAGUUUCAUGCUUGCGUUUAAUUUUGUGUCCCUUUACCUCUGUGUCAGUACUCCAGGAAUCUCUUCUCUAAGACCAAGGGGCAUGUCAAACCGGCCCUGUUCUACUAGCUCAUUAAACCAGUUCUACUGGUAUGUCUGAAACUCUACCAGUCCCUCUUCCUGUUUUACAGUUGUUGACAUGUAAAGGGUGAUUCAGGUUUGUGAAUCCCCUCUCACUCCCUAGGUGUUGCCCUCUUAGAUGCUGGUGGAAUGGACAAUACAGAAGUUAAGAUUCUUGCUGGUCAGUUUAUAGUUGUGUUUUGAUUUUUGUCAUUUUGUGAACAAUAAGUUAAAAUAUUUAAUCGCCAAAUAGAUGCACCUUUAUUCUUAAAAAAUAAUAAUAAUAAAAAAUAACGUAAUUCAUCACCAAAGUCCAAACAUAGUUUUUGGCGAAUCAGAAAUUUUACACAAUUGCGUGUGUAUAUAAGGUACACUGUCACGCUAAUUAUGUGGCAACGGUUAUUGUUCAUCAGAGUUUUGUUAUGAUUGUAAUUAUGAAAAUGUUAGGGUUUUUAAUUGUUUGCUGGUAUAAAGAAGACAUGUGGCCUUUCUGCUUGGGUUGAAUGGUUGUUGGUACACAGUAAAAUUAGAAGGACUUUAUGGGCAGCCAGGCAGACCCUGUCUGUCAAAAAGACAAAUGACAUGAGCUUGAGAAUAUGGAGUUUUUACAUUUUGUUUUUGUAUAAUUUAAAUACCAGAGUGGGGGCUAAUCUGGAGAUAUUUUGAAGAUAGAUGGAUUUAUGUCUUUAUUUUUCCUCAGGAUUUUGUUUUACCAUGAUGAUUUAUUGGUGUGACGUUUUGCACUCACUGGUUUAUUUGUUAACAGUAUAUUUUGGUCAUUUGUGUUUUGUGUUUUGAUUUUCCUUGUUGCCUUGAUUUUGAAUACAUUUGUGCUUUACCAUC